CUCUGUUUUCUAAACCAGUCAAUCUCAUUUCCUCUAACCAGUUCUUUUUCUUUGUUCCGAAACCCUAAUUUUUUGUGCUUUAACCUAAACUUGCUAAUUCUGUUUGUUAUUGGAACUUUGCUCGAUCUAGUUUCCGAGUUCCUGCGAAUCAGAUUCGUUUACCUAAAUCGUUUUCGGGAUAAAACAGUGCCCUUGGAACUCAAUCGGGCAGGGUAGAAGGUUGUGUAUGUGACCUUUGAAGGGAUUGGAUAGUUUGAUGUGACAACUAUGUUGCUGCUUAUUUUCUUGCAUUGAGAAGGUUUGACAAGUAUCAAUAUAGUUUCCCAACCUUUUUCUUCAUUGAUGUUUUGAAUAUGAUUAGCAGGGAGUAUUUCAAUGACCAGUAGUGGAGGAGGGAGCAAGGGGUUUCAACAAGUGAAUAGUUGCGUGAAAGCUGAGUAUCAGGGAGAUGUGAAUGGAUUUGUGGGUAUUGAACCAGGUUCACAUGGAGAUGAUGAGUCGAGAACUAGGAGAGUUGAUGAAAAUGUGCAAGAUGGAUGCAACCAGGUGACAGUGCAAGAGAAUGCUGCUCCUCAGCAACAACUUCAAGGGUCGCUGGUCCACUGGGAGAGGUUUCUGCAUGUUAGAUCCAUUAAGGUCAUGUUGGUGGAAGAUGAUGAUUGUACACGUCACAUUGUCACUGCAUUGCUUCGCAACUGUAACUAUGAAGUUAUUGAAGCAGCUAACGGAUUUCAAGCCUGGAAGAUUUUGGAAAAUCUAUCCAAUCACAUUGACAUCGUGUUAACUGAAGUAGUCAUGCCUUGUCUUUCAGGAAUUAGUCUUUUAUGCAAGAUUAUGUGCCACAAGACACGCAAGAAUAUCCCUGUGAUUAUGAUGUCUUCUCAUGAUUCAAUGGGUUUGGUUUUUAAGUGUUUAUCAAAAGGUGCAGUAGAUUUUCUAGUGAAGCCAGUUCGGAAAAAUGAGCUUAAAAACCUUUGGCAGCAUGUCUGGAGGAGGUGUCACAGUUCUAGUGGUAGCGGGAGUGAAAGUGGCACACAGGCCCAAAAAUCUGUAAACUCAAAAAGCAAUUUAAGGUACGAUGACAGCGGCAACAAAGAUGGGGAUGAAAAUGGGAGCACCAGUGGUGGUAGUGAUGAUGGUAGUGGCACUCAGAGUUCUUGGACCAAACAAGCUGUUGAACCUGAGAGCCCAGAAGCAGCAUCUCCAUGUGACCAAAUAGCUGAGCAUCCAGACAGCACUUGUGGCCUCGUUAUCCGUCCUGUACAAACUCAAGCAACAAGAGACAUUAAUGAUCAAGAAGGACGACCCUAUAAUGAUGGGAAGGCCAAAGAGAUUGCAGAAAUGCAAAUUCAGUCUACAAUUGAGGUUCCUAUAAAACAUAACGGUAUAAAACAGAACACUCAUCAAGUAUUUGACCCCACAUUGAAUGUUAAAAGUAAGGGCAUGGGGAUUUCAGAUAUCAGACGGGAGCACACAUUGACCAAACACAAAGCUGAUGAUAGCAAAAUGCCUGAAUCUUACAUGGAAAAUGGGGAACUUGAGGGUCAAGGAGAACCUGAAAAGAUUAUGGAUGCAAAUACCAAGGUUGUUGAUGAUUCUAAUGGAGUAAUAGUGGGUGAGCCUGGCUUGAAGAGGCCCCGGGCAACUAAACAUGAUGGGAGAGAAGUUCAGAAUGGCUGCAAUAUAUUGAGACAUUCAGAGCUUUCAGCCUUCACAAGGUACAAAAUAACCUCAAAUGCUGUAAAGGAUGCCCCUGGAAUCACUGCUAGCCGUUCUCAACCUGAUAAUAGAUCAAACACUGUGAAGAAAGAAUCCAAGCAUGAUGCACAUUCAGAUGGAUAUCUUAUUUAUCAAGGCUCGAGUGAGCAAGUCAUACCAAGGAAGGCUGAUGCUGGUGUGUUGCACCAAGAGCACCGUAUUCAACACAUUCAUCACCAUCACCAUGUUCAUCAUUAUCAUAACAUAGAUGAAGAGGAGCCAUUGUCCAAUCAUGGUGAUUUUGGUUUAAACAAGUUGGGUGCAGAUGCUCCACAUUGUGGGUCAUCAAAUAUCAUGGGUGGGCCUGUUGAAGGUAACCUUGAAACUUAUAGUUUGAACAGAAGCGCCUCAGGCAGCAAGCAUGGAAGCAAUGUGCAGAUCGGGAGUAACACUGCUGUGAAUUUUGAAGCCACAAAUGUAGAAAGUGAUGUUGGUUUAGCCAGGAAAAGUGGAAGUGGUGAUGCUAGUGGGAGUGGGAAUGGGAGUGGUACCAGAAAUAGAAUAGAUCAACACAAAUCUGCACACAGAGAAGCAGCCUUGACUAAGUUCCGCCAAAAGAGAGAAGUUCGAUGCUUCCAAAAGAAGGUGCGAUAUCAAAACCGAAAGAAACUGGCAGAACAAAGGCCACGUGUCAGAGGACAAUUUGUCAAGGGAACUAGUCAGGAUGGUUCAUCUAAUGCUGCUGGUGACUAGUUUAACAUGCCUGAAAGCUAUGUUUGCAAGAAGAUGGAAGUCUGUGUACAGGAAGACUCAGGUGGUUGGAGUUUGUAUAAUUUGUGUGGUUUAAAGGUUUACUCAUGAAAUCAUUUUUCGGUUGCUAGAAACUUCAACAAUAACAUAAUAACAAUAAGUUGAUUUUUCUCGA
This is a messenger RNA of Cynara cardunculus var. scolymus (artichoke), 2623 nucleotides long. Its product is annotated as two-component response regulator-like APRR7. The record is from RefSeq and is a predicted model, not a curated record. Gene Ontology annotation, biological process: phosphorelay signal transduction system; cytokinin-activated signaling pathway. The transcript has 11 exons. Gene Ontology annotation, molecular function: protein binding. Lineage: Eukaryota; Viridiplantae; Streptophyta; Magnoliopsida; Asterales; Asteraceae. The coding region runs from base 376 to 2451 and encodes 691 amino acids.